AUGGCAAUACUCUUCGUCUUUAGCAGACGUGUAGUCGACGAGUCCAAUUCCGAUAGCGAGACAGAGUCUCUGCUCAGUCCAGAACAAAGCGUUCACUAUGGUUCGACACCAGCGGCCGCUCCACAAGGGUCCAAGGAUGCGCAAACCGUAUCCGCUUUUGACUACCUGGCCGGAUUCCGUGAUCUCAUUCCAUAUCUCUGGCCUUCUGACGACCAUAUCCUACAAGCAUGGGCCGUGUUCUGUUUUGGACUGCUGAUCGCUCAGCGAGCCAUCAACAUCAUGGUGCCGCAUCAGCUUGGUAUCUUAGUAGAGCAUCUGGGCAAAGGCCAACUGCCACUCAAGGAUAUCAUGUUGUACGUCGUGUACCGCAGUUUGCAAGGCCAGCAAGGUGUCCUCGGUUCGCUUCGAGCCAUACUCUGGAUUCCCAUCAGCCAAUCGGCCUAUCGCCGGCUUACCGUAGCCGCAUUCGAGCACGUCAUGAAACUCUCGCUAGACUUUCAUUUGAGCAAGCGCGUUGGUGAAGUCAUCAGCGCACUGAGCAAAGGCAGCGCAAUCAACACUUUCUUGGACGGCCUUGUGUUUCAGCUGUUUCCUAUGGUGUUCGAUCUCGCUAUUGCGGCUGUGUACUUCUUCGUGUUCUUGGACGCUUUCUACGCAAUCAUCGUUGUUGCUGUCAUGUGGUUCUACCUCUUCAUCACCAUCUACAUGGCCAAGUACCGUGGCCGAGCAAGACGCGAAGCUGCGACACGGGAUCGUGAGAUGGAUGCCGCCAAAACCGAUGCUAUCAUGUCGUACGAGACCGUGCACCACAACAGUGCCUUGCCGCUCGAGCUUUCCAAAUUCCAACGCCUAGUGAAAUACUUCCAGGAAGCAGAGUACUCUGUGUUUUUCUCCUUGAAUGCACUAAACGCCGUACAAAAUUUCAUUUUCGUCGUCGGCGUUCUCCUCACAUGUCUUCUCGCAGCGUUUCAGAUCUCCGAGGGCAUAUACAAGGUCGCCAUGUUUGUUACGAUCUUAACGUACUUGGCUCAACUACAGGCACCGUUGAACUUCUUCGGAAGCUUCUAUACUCAAGUGCAAAACAACAUGGUAGAUGCCGAGCGCAUGCUUGCUCUGUACAAGAUCACACCUCAGGUCCAGAACAGCCCGCACGCAAAGCCCAUGAACACAUGCUCGGGCAGAAUAACCUUGAACGACGUCGAAUUCGCCUACGAUAAGCGGAAACCCACAUUAUCAAAUGUCAGCUUCGAAGUCCAGCCCGGCACCACAACAGCCAUCGUCGGCGAAAGCGGGAGUGGAAAAUCGACUAUCCUCAAGCUCCUCUUCCGCUUCUACGAGGUCGAUGGAGGAAGCGUCCAGAUCGAUGGCAUCGACGUGCGCGACAUCACCAUGGCAACACUGCGUACACACUUCAGCGUCGUGCCGCAAGACACAAUUCUCUUCAACGAGACCAUCCUCUACAACGUCAAGUAUUCGAACCCCAGCGCAUCUUUCGAAGACGUCCAGGCCGCCUGCAAAGUCGCCAGUAUCCACGAGAAGAUUAUCAGUUUCCCCGAUGGUUACAACAGCAAUGUUGGCGAAAGGGGUCUCCGACUCUCUGGCGGCGAAAAGCAGCGUAUUGCUAUCGCGCGUGCGGUUCUCAAGCAUCCGCAGAUUAUGCUGCUGGAUGAGGCGACGGCUUCGCUGGACUCGCAGACUGAGCGUUUGAUCCAGGAUUCGUUGAAAACUGCUUGUAAAGGGAGGACUACUAUUGCUAUCGCACAUCGCUUGUCGACUAUUACCGAUGCGGACCAGAUCAUCGUUAUGCACCAGGGCCAUAUUGUUGAGAGAGGGACGCAUGAGCAGUUGUUGGCGGUUGGUGGGAGGUACAAGUCAAUGUGGGAGAAGCAGACGAAGGCUGUCUCGGCUUGA
Messenger RNA from Alternaria arbusti, 1911 nucleotides. RefSeq lists its product as uncharacterized. The coding region runs from base 1 to 1911 and encodes 636 amino acids. Gene Ontology annotation, cellular component: membrane. Lineage: Eukaryota; Fungi; Ascomycota; Dothideomycetes; Pleosporales; Pleosporaceae. The transcript is spliced from 5 exons. The record is from RefSeq and is a predicted model, not a curated record. Gene Ontology annotation, molecular function: ATP hydrolysis activity; ATP binding; ABC-type transporter activity. Gene Ontology annotation, biological process: transmembrane transport.